Phoenix dactylifera (date palm) is the source of this 1956-nucleotide messenger RNA. The record is from RefSeq and is a predicted model, not a curated record. NCBI's taxonomy places the organism in Eukaryota, Viridiplantae, Streptophyta, Magnoliopsida, Arecales, Arecaceae.
UAGCCACUGCCAAUGUCAGCUGGAAUCCACCUUCCUCACCUUCCCAUCAUCAUAACAUCCCACCAACUCCGGUCUCAAAUUUCUUGGUUCAAAUAUGAUAUCUAUCAUAUAAUAUUAUUAUACUUCGUCGCCUUCGAGCUCAAGCAUAACGGGCCGAUGUCAACGGCCGCCUCCCUCUUUCUCCUACCAAAUCUUUUAUUCUCUCCACCAAAACCCCAUGGACUGCUCCCCCUUCGUCCCAAUUCCAGGGUUAGGGGUAGGUUUAGGGUUCCGAGUACCCUCGUCAGUUGCGGCACUGGUGGCGGCAAGAAGACGGCGGCCUCCCGCUCCGACAUGGACUCGCCGGCCGUGGACUGCGUCGGUACCGGCGCCGAUGUCGAGUGCUUCGUGCCUGAGUCCUCCUCCGAGGGCGACCAGCUGCUGCCGCCGCCGGCGAAGAAGAGACCGGCGGCGAGCUUCGAGAUUGGGAGAGGGGAAAUGGGGGAGGGUUCCGACGUUGGGUUGGUCCAGAAGGCUUUGGAUUGGGCGCUCCUGGUGUCGCCCUUCUUCUUCUGGGGCACGGCCAUGGUCGCCAUGAAGGAGGUGAUCCCCAAGACGGGGCCUUUCUUCGUCUCGGCCUUCCGGCUGAUCCCGGCAGGGGCUCUUUUGAUCGGUUUCGCAGUGCUGAGGGGGAGGAAGCAGCCGACCGGGGCUUUUGCGUGGCUCUCCAUCGUCUUGUUUGGGGUCGUGGAUGCUGCUUGCUUUCAGGGAUUUCUGGCUGAGGGUUUGCAGAGGACAUCGGCGGGAUUGGGCAGUGUCAUCAUUGAUUCCCAGCCUUUAACAGUUGCCAUACUUGCAGCGGUGUUGUUUGGUGAAACAAUUGGUGCAAAUGGAGCUGCUGGCCUUGUACUUGGUGUUAUUGGGCUUCUACUUCUUGAGUCAGUGAUGUCUAUCCUACAGGUUCCAGCACUUUCAUUUGAAGGAAAUAGUUCAACAAUAUGGGGCAGUGGGGAAUGGUGGAUGUUUCUUGCAGCUCAAAGCAUGGCAGUAGGAACGGUCAUGGUCCGUUGGGUGUCCAAGUAUUCCGAUCCUGUCAUGGCCACUGGAUGGCACAUGGUUAUUGGUGGGAUCCCUCUGCUGGUGAUAUCUGUAAUCAAUCAUGAUCCUGCUACGAGUGGGAAUAUUAUGGGACUAACAUCCAAUGAUCUUUUAGCACUUUGUUACACCUCUAUUUUUGGAAGUGCAAUAAGCUAUGGUGUAUACUUCUACAAUGCAACUAGAGGUAGCUUGACAAAACUCAGCUCCCUCACAUUUUUAACUCCAAUGUUUGCUUCAAUUUUUGGGUUCCUCUACCUAGGUGAGACGUUCUCACCUUUGCAACUGGCUGGUGCUCUAAUCACAGUGGUAGCUAUUUAUAUGGUCAAUAGUCGCGACACUGUAGAUGAAGCAUGAAGAAGUGAUUGGUCGCAGCUGGUGGUUGAUUGAUACCAUUACUAGUGUACUUGCUGGUAAAUGAUUGUAUUUGGUGCAGUUCUUUUGCAAAUACGAGUAGGUAUUGAUUGUAUUCAAUACACCAUGUGAAUCCAAAUUGACAGGAGACAAUCCUGGUAAAGGCCUUCAUUUUUCUUCGGCAUGUCAGCUCCAGUUACCCAGUGAAGCAUGCGAGCAAGACCAAUUUGCCAGUUAAUUCUUGACGUAUGAAAUCUUGAGAUAAAUCUCUCCUUGCUCAGAUAGAUAAAACAGGAAGUCAUGCAUAUCAAGGCUCAUAGGGACAAAAAUUACAAGCAGCAUUUUAUGAUUCUACCCUUGUCACAGCUGUGCUAGGUGGAUAUACUUUGGUUUUGUUCUUCUUCCAAAUCAGAAUACUGUUCAGCACAAGUGGCAUGGCACUAAAAACUUUGCUCGUUGUGCAUUUUAUGUAUACAUUUGAUUUUUGAGAGGAAUUUAUAUAAUGCAAUUUUUACUACAUACUGGUUA